Monodelphis domestica (gray short-tailed opossum) is the source of this 1557-nucleotide messenger RNA. RefSeq names its product thioredoxin like 4B (gene TXNL4B). Gene Ontology annotation, biological process: mRNA splicing, via spliceosome. The record is from RefSeq and is a predicted model, not a curated record. Lineage: Eukaryota; Metazoa; Chordata; Mammalia; Didelphimorphia; Didelphidae. Gene Ontology annotation, cellular component: U4/U6 x U5 tri-snRNP complex; spliceosomal complex; U5 snRNP.
AGCAGCUGAGAGCGUCGGGAACCUGAGCGCGCGCGCCGAACCAGGAAAUCGAGGUUGGAAGCGCGUGCGUGCGCAUGAGCGUCAAAAACGUUCUUCCGCUUCCUCACCCGUGACCCCUGCCCAAGGAUUUGUAUCUCUAGGGGUUGCUAAGCAACGGUGGCGCCCCGCUGCCAAAUUGGCUGUUUGGCCGGAACCGGUAUACGAAGUGGCCGAGGGUGGUGUGCUGGCUGACCGAGAUCUCGGGCGGGGAUGGAGGAUGAGUCUCCUGCUGCCCAAACUUACAUCCAAAAAAGAAGUAGACCAAGCAAUAAAAAGUACUGCAGAAAAAGUUUUGGUUCUCAGAUUUGGAAGAGAUGAGGAUCCUGUCUGUCUCCAGAUCGAUGACAUUCUUUCUAAGACUUCUCAUGACUUAAGUAAAAUGGCUAUGAUAUAUUUAGUAGAUGUGGACCAAACACCAAUUUAUACCCAGUAUUUUGACAUCAGUUAUAUUCCAUCUACUGUCUUUUUUUUCAAUGGGCAGCAUAUGAAAGUGGAUUAUGGGUCUCCAGAUCACACCAAGUUUGUGGGAAGUUUCAAAACGAAACAGGACUUCAUAGACUUAGUGGAAGUUAUCUAUCGAGGAGCGAUGAGGGGAAAACUUAUAGUCCAAAGUCCAAUUGAUCCCAAGAACAUUCCUAAGUAUGAUCUUCUUUAUCAAGGCAUUUAAAACAUCUACUUGAGCCAGUGUUGAAUAGAUAAAUGCAGUUCAAAACCACACAUAUAACCAAAUGGGUUGUUGCAUUACCCUAUUCUCUCUCUCUCUCUCUCUCUCUCUCUCUCUCUCUCUCUCUCUCUUUCACUCGUUUUAAUUUUAUAUCAAAUUCUAAAAUGGUUUCAGAACCCUGAUUAUGAGUCAUAUUAAAAUUUGUCAAUAUUUGGGGAUACCUUGGAACCCUAAUUUUCUACUAUCUAUACACAUUUGGAAUGUUAUAUUAAAUAGUGUCAAUCUUGGAUUUGGGUUUAAAUUCCAACCCUAUUCCCAUUCCACCAGCUUGCCCUUUGUAUCUGAUUAGGAAAAUAUUAUUGACCCAAUUUAUCAUUUCCUAUAAAUGAAUGUAGAUUAUUCUUUAAUAUGAAGCUAAUAAAUUUCCGACUGAAUUAUGCAUAUUAGAGCAAGGGUGAAAAUUAUAAGCUCAUUUCUCACCUAGAGAAAAAUGACCUUUCAUUUUCCAGGUAAAUGUAAAUUCCUUGGCCUUUCUUCCCCCCCAAAAAAAAAAAUCACUAAUGAUGCUAGAUUCCUAUUCAGUUCCUUCCCUCUCACUCAUCCUUGAGUCCCAUCUAUCUCAUCUUAACCUUCUGUUCUAACUUUCUGGGGGUUAGAUAAGUCUUAUCAGUGACAGGCAAUUUGUUCUGGAACCUUUUGAGUAUUUUAAUAGCUUGAAAUCCUAUAAAUUUCUGAAAUAGUGCCUUUGUUUGACCAUAAAGUAACAAUUACCAUUUGUACUAUUCUAUAUGUGGGGGUUAUUCUGUACCUCAUUCAAUUCAAUCUUGUUAUGAUUAAAAAAUCUCUGGAGAGUA